AAUGGCCCAUGAAUGUAGUGUGGAAUUUAUCUAGGGGUAUAUUAGGAGUGACGAGUCUAAUCUCAUAAGAGGCUCAAGCCGCUUGAGGCCGCAUAGAGAAGAGGAAGUGAGCGAUCAGAAGCAUUGUAGUUUUUCACUGUAACUGUGUCUGUCGUGUCACACCACUUUCAGGACUUUUCUGUCGGGGAUGUCACUCGCAGUUGGAUGUCCUGACAUGACGCCGCAUUGAAUUGAGAAUGCAAUGGGUUGAGGAGAAGCCUGGAGCAACUUUACGGAUUUACCAGGAUGCUUAGAUCUAUACGCACGUGUUAUAUCUGAGUGCAGAGAUGCCUUUGAUGAUUGUGGAGACGAGCUGCAGCCUGAUUGGCUGGCUCUUUCUGUAUGUGCUGCUGUGUCACUUGAACAGUGAGAGAGAUUGUGAGUGGAAUUGCAGACUGGUAACUCUGCUCCACGGCAUCCUGAUCGUCUGUGUGACUGCCUACAUUGGCUUCAUUGCUGGGCCAUGGCCUUUCACACAUCCAGGCACUGAAAACACAUCUCUCCAGAUCCUGGCUCUUGUUCUCAGCUUGGGAUACUUCCUUUUUGACAUGGCUUGGUGUGUGUAUUUCCGCACUGAGGGUCCGGUGAUGCUGGCCCACCACACUAUGAGCAUCCUUGGGAUCGUGCUGGCGCUAGGACUGGGUGAGUCAGGCAUCGAGACCUGCGCUGUCCUCUUCGGCAGUGAGAUCACUAACCCGCUCUUACAGGCCCGCUGGUUCCUCAAGCGCAUUGGCCGCUACGACAGUUUAGCUGGAGAUGUGGUGGACCUGCUCUUCAUUCUUCUGUUUGCCUUUGUGAGGAUUGGUGUUGGGAGCAGAAUGCUUUAUUGUGAAUUAGCCUCGCCGAAGCCGUCGCUUAUAGUUAAAGUCGGUGGAGUGGCUAUUUACACUCUGUCCUGGAUCUUCAUGAUAGACAUUGCACGUUUUGCCUGCAAGAAAACCCGGGACAAAUACAGGCGAUGGAAGGAACAGCACAAGCUGGAUGAUACUAAUGGACAUGCUGUUAAAGUCAAAUAGGACUGGGAAAAAUAUUUUUGCUGAUAAAUGUAGCUAGAAAUAUUUUGCUAAUUUAACAAGGUUCCUUUUUAAUGGAUUUUUAAAAAACACACAAAAUAUAAAACAUCUAAAACAUAACUAGAAAAAUGUAAAUCCAAUUCCCAUUUCUGACUUUCUCAGUUUUUAUUAAUUACUACACACAUCUCCCAUGUCAUAUGAAGAUUUUUCUUAAAUUUUCUGACUUUUCAAAGACAUAUUAAGAUAUGAAUAAUUUCCACUACAUAUUAAGAUUUUA
Messenger RNA from Labeo rohita (rohu), 1329 nucleotides. RefSeq names its product TLC domain containing 5b (gene tlcd5b). Bases 327 to 1055 code for a protein of 242 amino acids. Gene Ontology annotation, cellular component: membrane. The record is from RefSeq and is a predicted model, not a curated record. Lineage: Eukaryota; Metazoa; Chordata; Actinopteri; Cypriniformes; Cyprinidae. The transcript has 3 exons.